UCUCUAGCUCUCCCUCUCUAUGUGUUCAUUUUCAACAGUUUUACAAAAUGGGGUCUUGUAAAUUCUCCAUGUUCUGUCUUCUAUAUUUGGUCAUUGUGUUGUUUGUGGAGGUUUCUGGGGAGGAAAUGAGUGCUGAGAUAAUGAAAGAUCGAGUUUCAUUGCUCUCAUUCAAGAAGGGUAUUGUUUCAGACCCUGGAAAAGCUCUUGAGAGCUGGAACUCUCCUGGCGUUCAUGUCUGCAAUUGGACUGGUGUAAAAUGCAACGAUGGUGGUGACCAAGUAGUGCAGCUUGACCUUAGUGGAAGGUCUCUUCAUGGCACUAUUGGUCCUUCUCUUGCGAAUCUUUCCUCUUUAUCUGUCCUUGAUUUGUCAAAGAAUUUCUUUGAAGGUCACAUUCCUGAAGAGCUUGGAAACCUUCUUCAACUCACGCAACUCAGCCUGUCCUGGAACUUUCUCCAGGGUGAAAUUCCUGAUACUUUGGGGCUCCUUCACCAGCUUAAUUAUCUUGAUCUUGGAACCAACAGGCUUGUUGGAGAUAUCCCGUCGCCGCUCUUCUGCAACAAUUCUUCUUCUUCCUUGGCAUACAUCGACCUUUCGAACAAUUCUAUAACCGGUGAAAUUCCUUUGAAGAAUGAAUGUCAGCUCACAAAUUUGAGAUUUCUUCUCCUCUGGUCUAAUCGUUUAGAGGGCAAGAUUCCUGAAGCUCUUGGAAACUCUUCGAAACUCGAAUGGCUCGAUUUGGAGUCGAAUAUGUUAACCGGGGAGUUGCCUUUGGAGAUUAUACGUAAAAUGCCACAGUUACAGUUCCUCUACUUGUCAUACAAUGACUUUGUUAGCCAUGAUGGUAACACUAACCUUGAACCACUUUUCGCUUCUUUAGUUAAUUCCUCUAACUUUAAGGAACUUGAGUUAGCAGGAAACAAUCUUGGUGGAGAGAUACCUUCUAUUAUUGGUGAUCUUUCCACCAAAGUUGUACAGAUUCAUCUUGAAGAGAAUCUCAUUUAUGGCUCAAUCCCUCCUGACAUUUCUAAUAUUGUCAAUCUCACCCUUUUGAAUUUGUCUAGCAACCUCUUGAAUGGAACCAUUCCACCUGAGUUGUGUAUGAUGAGGAAACUAGAGAGAGUUUUCUUGUCAAAUAAUUCACUUUCUGGUGAGAUUCCUUCAGCUCUUGGUGAUCUUCCCCAUCUUGGUCUUCUCGAUUUAUCAAAAAACAAGUUUUCGGGUUCAAUUCCGGAUAGUUUUGCUAAUCUUUCCCAGCUGAGAAGGCUAUUGCUCUAUGAAAAUCAGCUCUCAGGAACAAUCCCUCCAAGUCUAGGAAAAUGUGUCAAUUUGGAGAUUCUAGACCUCUCUCACAAUAAGAUUUCUGGGAUAAUUCCUAGUGAAGUUGCAGGAUUGAGGAGCCUGAAGAUAUACUUGAACUUGUCCAGCAAUCACUUGGAGGGGCCUCUACCAUUGGAGCUGAGUAAGAUGGACAUGGUGCUGGCAGUUGAUUUGUCUUUAAACAGUCUCUCCGGCACGAUUCCGCCGCAGCUUGGAAGCUGCAUUGCCUUAGAAUCUCUCAAUCUUUCUAGUAAUAUUUUGGAAGGUCCUCUUCCAUCUUCAAUAGGCCAGCUGCCUUAUCUUAAGGAAUUUGAUGUAUCAUCAAACAGAUUGUCUGGUGAAAUUCCUGAGUCUUUCGAGGCAUCAUCAACUCUGAAGGAACUCAACGUUUCUUUCAACAAAUUCACAGGGAACAUUUCCAGGAAGGGAGCCUUUUCAUCUCUAACCAUGGAGUCUUUCCAGGGCAAUAAUGGCCUCUGUGGAUCAAUAAAAGGCAUGCCAAAUUGCAAAAAGAAACAUAAUUUUCAUUUGGUCAUUCUGCCAAUACUACUGUCACUGUUUGCAAUUCCUGUAAUCUGCGUAUUUGGAUACCCUCUGGUCCGCAGAUCAAAAUUCAAAAGGCAACUAUCAGUAUUCAAUGGAGAAAACUUGGAAGAUGAAGAGAAAGACAAAGAGGAAUCCAAAUACCCAAAAGUCUCCUACAGACAACUCAUUGAAGCCACAGGAGGGUUCAGUCCUUCAAGCUUAAUCGGUUCCGGCCGGUUCGGCCAUGUCUACAAGGGAAUUCUUCAAGACAACACAAGAAUUGCUGUCAAAGUGUUGAACUCAAAGACAGCUGAGGAGAUUAAAGGGAGCUUCAAAAGAGAAUGCCAAAUCCUGAAAAGAACCAGGCACAGAAACCUGAUAAAAAUCAUCACAAUUUGCAGCAGGCCAGAUUUUAAGGCACUGGUUCUGCCACUGAUGUCAAAUGGGAGCCUGGAGAGGCAUCUAUAUCCGAGCCAUGGGUGUAGCCCUGGCCUGGAUUUGUUGCAGCUGGUGAAUGUUUGUACUGAUGUGGCUGAAGGGUUGGCCUAUUUGCACCAUUACUCUCCAGUGAAAGUUGUGCACUGUGAUCUCAAACCAAGCAACAUUCUCCUUGAUGACGAUAUGACAGCUUUGGUAGCUGAUUUUGGAAUAGCGAAGCUGGUUAAAGAAGUUGAUGAGAGUAGUGUUGCUUCCAAUGAAUCAAUGUCCUAUAGCUCAACAGAUGGAUUGUUAUGUGGAUCUGUUGGCUAUAUUGCUCCUGAGUAUGGAAUGGGGAAAAGGGCAUCAACAGAGGGAGAUGUAUUCAGCUUUGGGGUGCUAAUGUUAGAGAUAGUGGCAGGAAGGAGGCCAACAGAUGUGCUAUUUCAGGAUGGUUCAAGCUUGCAUGAAUGGAUCAAACGUCACUACCCAAAUGGGCUAGAGCCAAUAGUUGAGCAAGCUAUUGUUAGGUAUAUGCCUAAAUAUAAUAUUCAAAUGCCACCAUUUGAUUGUAAUAAAAUCAUAUGGCAUGAUGUUAUAUUGGAAUUGAUUGAGCUUGGCCUGUUGUGCACCCAAUACUCUCCUUCAACAAGGCCAACCAUGCUUGAUGUUGCCAUUGAAAUGGGCAGGUUGAAGCAAUAUCUCUCCGAUCCUUCCUCCUAUUUGAUUCAAGAAGCUUCUCUCAAGGGAGAUGCCCUUGUUUGAUUGGGCUCAUCGAGUUGUGACUAUCAAUAAUUCAUCAUUAAUUGUAUUGAUUUAUUAGGAAAAUAAUAAAAUUUAUUUUCAUAU
Pistacia vera is the source of this 3110-nucleotide messenger RNA. RefSeq names its product putative leucine-rich repeat receptor-like serine/threonine-protein kinase At2g24130. The transcript has 2 exons. Gene Ontology annotation, molecular function: ATP binding; protein kinase activity; protein binding. The record is from RefSeq and is a predicted model, not a curated record. Bases 48 to 3026 code for a protein of 992 amino acids. Gene Ontology annotation, biological process: protein phosphorylation. Lineage: Eukaryota; Viridiplantae; Streptophyta; Magnoliopsida; Sapindales; Anacardiaceae.